Messenger RNA from Dermacentor silvarum, 1301 nucleotides. It is a transcript of the gene ATP6AP2, whose product is annotated as renin receptor-like. NCBI's taxonomy places the organism in Eukaryota, Metazoa, Arthropoda, Arachnida, Ixodida, Ixodidae. The transcript has 8 exons. The record is from RefSeq and is a predicted model, not a curated record. Gene Ontology annotation, biological process: positive regulation of Wnt signaling pathway. Gene Ontology annotation, molecular function: signaling receptor activity. Bases 125 to 1234 code for a protein of 369 amino acids. Gene Ontology annotation, cellular component: external side of plasma membrane; membrane.
CAGAGAGUGCUGCCGUGCCAUGCGCCGUGUUUUUGACAGCGUCGCCAUCUGUUAGCCGGGCUUGGCGGCUCGUUUCGUCUGUGAUCGGUGUGUCUGCUUGCCUGAUUGUGAAGUGGUCGCUCAAAUGCAGCUUUCAACGCUAGUAUUCCUGGGUUUAGUCGGCGCAGCAUGUGCGACCGAAAGGGUCUUCAUUCCGCUCGCACCUCAGGCGGUGAAAUUCGUGUCCAGCGAGACCAUCAAGUCGUCGCAGAUCGGCGAUGUCUUGUCGAGCAUUCUUGGUUUUACCGUUAAACCGUCUGACCCCUGGAACAGCUUAGCACCUGUGAACCCUUUCAAAGUCCCCAAAACGACCCUCGUACUGGACUUUGACGGCUUUGAUGGUGACACAACACUGGAUGUCUCCGGAAAAAAUUUUCCUCUUGAAAACGAUGCAAGCCUUCAGCAGCAACUGGAGCUGCUGUCUGAGAGAACACUGGAGAGGUUUGCAGAGCAAGAACCGGUGGUCCUCUACAUGAAGACAGGUGAAAAGCUGUAUGGUGCUAAGAUGGCCUACCCUGAACUGCUGCUGACCGUCUCGCCGGAGGUGGACAGCCGCCUGAAAGAGGCUGUCAAGGAUGUCGAGCUGUCAAAGGUGCUCCGUGAUGGCACAUUCAACGUGUCCCUUCCCGGAGACGACCAGUUUGCUGUCGAGCUGCACACUGCCAAGCUCAUGCUGGAGCAGCUGUCCCGACAGGCAACCAAGAGCGCCACGGCUCCAAGCGUGGUGUGGCUGCGGCUGAGUGGUCUUCGUCAUGUUGUGGAUCGCUACACGGAAGAAUCAUACCAGGCCUCUCAUGCCUUGCGACUCAUCCGCGAAUUUGUCGACAAGGUCAGCCAAAGCACCUUGAAGAAGGCAUAUGGUGACAAGGCCCUUCUGGUGGUCAUUACGCAGAAUGACAAAAUGACGGGUCCCAUCCGCAAAGCCCGCUCUCUCCUUGCAGCUGAAGAUGAGAAGGAGGCAGCACAGAGCGGUGAAGGCGCUGGUGCGGCAGCCCCGGCAGCCAAGGACGGCAAUAGCUGGAACCUGGCCACUCCGUGGGACCACGAGGCCCAUGUGGCCUUCGUGAUGAUUGGCUUUGUGCUGUUGCUCUUGGCGCUCGCCCUUUUCGGCAUCUCGGUGGGCCUGUGGUUCAUGGACCCCGGUCGAGACUCCAUCAUCUACCGCAUGACCACACAGCGAAUGAAGAGGGACUAGUGUCUGGUGUCAGCGCUGAAUACGGAGACAUGAGGGGAAAGGGCAUGUGGGUAGUGGGGGAAGGGGA